AUGACUUCCGGUUCCCUUUUUGUGUGUGAGUCAUUCAAUGAACUCAAAAGAGAGUACACCAGAGAUGAGCAAUUGGACUUGGACUUGCUCACUCUUAGGGUUUUGAAGGACUUGAUUCUAUUGCUCCCUAAAGGACCGUCUCUGCCACUGACUUCAGAAGAGAAGAAACUUCAAUAUCGUUUCAAACCCACCUGGGGCUCCUUCCAAAGAAAAAGGUUGAAUCUUGGUUCUUCCAAGCCUCAUACCCGUUACCAAUUGCCAAAUUUGAACGUCAAAAGGAAGAGGUUUUCUCAACCCACUGGCAUUGCAGAUCCGGAAUUGAAAGCUUCACUACUACAAGAGGGUUUUGCUUGUGCUGCCCCCAAGAUCAUCACACGCCUCAAAAUAAUCCCACCCAAGAAACCCCAUUUGGGAAUCUCUGCUGCUUCAUCCAUUGAUGUUCCCAACCACUCUGAAUCUCCCAAACCCACGCCACCCAGAGUAAUUGAUGGCCUCAACUGUCAAGGUUUGAAGCUUGUUACCCAGAAGCGAAGAAAAGCCACAAAAGAAGAACAAAUUGAAGAAAAGCCACCAAAGAAGCCCAAAUUGAACCCAACCCUUCCACUCUCAAACCCAUCACCAAAACUGCCUCAAAAUUUCCAGAAUAUCAUCGACACAAUGGGUGGAACCCAACUGGUUUUGGUCAUACAGAAACCUCUUACUAAGACUGACCUAAACCGGCAUAACGCUCGGUUAUCCAUGCCUUUAAGCCAAAUCAAUGGCAGUUUCUUGAGAGAGGCAGAAAGAGUAUAUCUGGAUCAACAGCAAGCAAUGGAAGUCCCAUUCAUGGAGCCCUCCGGUAAGGUAAAUAAAAUUGUUUUGAGGCAAUGGGACAUGCCCAAGGAGUCAGGGAAGAAAAGCUCCUGCUAUGUGAUGAUAAAAUCUUGGAAUGAGGUAGUGGAAAAAAAUGAUCUUGGCAGAAAGCUUAACCAAGUGAUCCAAAUUUGGUCUUUUAGAGUUGGUAAUGAAGAUCAACUCUGCCUGGCUUUUGUUGUGGUCAACACAGGAGAGAACAAUGAAGGAGCAAGUAGCUGCGGGCAAGGAAGAGAUAGGGAUUGACACUAAUUUUGACCUUUUCAAUUGACCAAUUUUCUUGUAAUUAGAUAUUUUGUUUAGAGUUUAUU
Quercus lobata is the source of this 1163-nucleotide messenger RNA. Its product is annotated as B3 domain-containing protein At5g24050-like. NCBI's taxonomy places the organism in Eukaryota, Viridiplantae, Streptophyta, Magnoliopsida, Fagales, Fagaceae. Gene Ontology annotation, molecular function: DNA binding. The coding region runs from base 1 to 1098 and encodes 365 amino acids. The transcript has a single exon. The record is from RefSeq and is a predicted model, not a curated record.